CUUGUCAUGAUUUUAUUGUUUUUGCUGGUAGAGUUGACAGCAGACCACUCUCUACCAGAUCAGAUACUCAUCAUGAGAGUGGCUGAGAGUGAGUGAGAGGAAGUGUGAACAGAGACAAAUUAUUGCAAAACUCCAUGUAUGCUGUAGUAGGCUAGAGUGGGAGGGUGUAUGUAGUGUAGUGGGGAGGUGAUCAUACUCAGUGCAUGGACACUCUAUAAGAUGCUCAUUUGCAUUUGCCUCGCUCUAUCUGACUGAUUGAAACUAAACACCAGAGGUAACCGUUCUCUCUCUGUCAAGAUUUAUUUUGRUUAAGASAAGUUUUGCUUUCUGUGACUGCUCUUUGGGGAGGUGGUCGUUUCUGUGAAGGAUUUSCACAUUUCUCAUAUCUGGAAGUUUUCUUCCACUACUGUGUGUCUUGUCUUUUCUGCUGACAAGACGACCUGAGGAGUCAUACUGUACAACCCACACUAGUGCUUGGUCUUGCUCUGGGAAAGAAUCUCUCUGUGUCUCUCGUUGUGUGCCGGGACCCCUGGUGCGUGGACCUCGCUCAGGUACUACUUGACUAYCUCUUGGAGGAUCCUUUUUCAGUUCCUUAUAUUCUCUGAUCGGAGACAUCAUGGCUGAGGGUGGUGUCCCGUACCCCUCCGUGUUCAUGGUGGAUAGCCAUGCAACCUACCCACCGCUGCCCCCCAAGCCGAGACCUCCUGGUCGGGGUGGUGUGGCCCAAAGCCUGCUGUUCUUGCUGGUUGGUCUGGCUUUGUGUGGCUUGGCCAUAGAGGCCUGCUUCAUCUACCACCUCUACUCUAAACAGGGAUCUGCGGAGUCAGGGUCAGUUGGUAUGAGUAUCCAAGACCAAGAGGACAUUCCGAAGGAGGUUCCCCCAACUUCAAGACCGAACCCUAUUGUGUUGCCUUCAAAACCUGUUGCACAUCUGACAGCUGGACCUCAAGCACCUCAUGGAGAUGGAGUCAUGGUAUGGAACAUGCAGGCAGAACCGCUCCUCCAUGAAAUGGAGUACAAAGAUGGCAAGCUUGUCAUCCAGAAGGAAGGUUACUACUACGUCUACUCUAAGAUCUUCUUCAGUGAGGUCAAUAUUGAGUUCACACACUCGGUCUGCAGAAAUACUCCACGGUAUCUUGGGGAGGACAUUGAACUCCUUAAGUCCAGGAGAUAUUACCCCAAGUUUGGGGAAAUGAUGUCCACAUCAAACAGCUACCUGGGAGGGGUGUUCCACUUCUUUGAAGAUGACUCCAUCUUUGUCAAAGUGAAAAAUGUCACUCAAGUUCGGAUACAAUAUUCCACAGAGAACGUGUUUGGUAUCUAUAUGAUAUAAUAAGCCUGGGGUUGAUGAUGAAUAUACUUAUUUUUAGAUAGCUGGCUGAUUAUCAUUUGUUUAAGGCAUAAUAAUACUGUAGGCCAAUUUACAUGUAAUAUUGCUACGCAGGGCCUUCCCCCUUCCCGGCACACCAUCAUUUUCUUUAAACAAAUCCUUGCAUCAAGAUGCAAUUCGAUGCGUGGAAAAUUGACUGUUGAAGAAAAAGCCCCUUUAUAAUAAAGCCAUAAUAACGUUUGCCAUGUGGCAUACACUAGGCUACAGUUGAGCAGAGGCAUUUUUAGGAUUUCCGCACAUGGGGAUUUUUUUUAGCAGGGUCGUAAAAGAAUCCGCUUUAAAAAAAAAAUGCAUUUAACGCAGUUCUACAUCAUUUACAUGACCUAAAGACAUUAGUUGAAUCUUUUUAUUACCACACAACUGACUGAAAUGACUGGCUACUCUGACACUGACAAACUGAGAUCAAUCUGGUCUUGAAUUCAAACAAACAAUAGCCCAGGCCAAUGAAGCGACACAAUAUUAGGAAGCAAUAUAUAUACAGUAUAUACUGUAUAUCAUAGGUUACAGUAGGUUACUAAAUAAAAUGUUGAGUGGCACACUGAUUCACCUAAUGAUGAAGAUGAAGCCAUAGGCUUCUCACGGUGAGGGCUGAUGUUAGCUAAAAAUUGGGAGUUGUCAAGAACAUUUUUUUAUUGGUUCUAUAGACAGAUUAGUCUUCUCUUUUCACUAGUAGGCAUUUGCUUUCCAAACUGUGCGUUCUUCCCACAAUUUUAUUUUGAAAUCUGCAAACUGACAGCUGCUUCCCAACCAUAGAAGUACAAUCCAUAGAUGGCAGUUCCCAUUCAAGUCAGAACUGGCAUCCACUGCUGGUGUACCACUUCAAUGGAGUAUAUAUCUAUGGCCAAAAAGCAACAAGCUGUAGCCUAUUUGGGGCGCAUGACCUUCCUGACUGUAGGCAUAGCAGUGACUGUCAAAAUAAAGGAAACACAUGAGUUAACAAGGGAUACAAGGUACACAGUAUGUUAUGGUGUGGGGUGCAUUUUCCUGGCAUGGUUUAGAGCCACAUGCAUAAUCUAUGCCAAGGAGCAUUGAAGCUGUUCUGGCAGUUCAUGGUGGCGCAGCACCCUUUUAAGACACUUUUUGUUGGUGUUUCCUUAAUUUUGGGAGAUAUCUGUAUGUGCUUGUGAUAAAACUUAAUUCACAGUUAUUUUUUUAUAAACGAUUUAUCCUCUGCAGCUAAAUUAUGCUUUCUGGUGUAUUUUGAACAUUGAGAGCGGGCGCCUAUGGUUGGAAAAAAAAAAUAUAUAUAUAUAAAAUAAAAAGUUGUAUUAUUUUUUGCCUCUUGGGCCCAGUCCUUGACUCACACAAUUGACCAGUCCUAUUUAUUUAUUAUGCAGUUAUUAUUUAUAUAUUUUUAUUAAUCAAUUACCCAAUCAAGACAGGGGACCCCCUACCUCCUCUCCUCCCCCCCUUCUGAUGAUUAGCAGAGCGGCAGCAGGCAGCAGGCAGCAGCUAGACUCAUUGAUAGCAGAGUCCUGAGUCUUCCUGUGGCGGUUGUAGUGAAAAAGUAUAAAAUAUGUGCUACAUAUAUAAUAUAUACAACAUAUAAUAUAUAUAUAUAACAUAUAAUAUAUACAGUAUAUAUUUCCUUGAUAGUUAAACAUUUAUUUAAAAACAAAAAAAAUCAUUGCUGCCUCUUGGGCCCCCAAUGGGCCUGGACGCAGGUGUUACAGCCCCGGUAAACCCCUGCAUUAAUCAGGCCCUGUUGCUAAGGUAAAUCAUAAAAUCGGAUAAAAUUAUAAUAUAUUGAUUGAUUUUGCUUUUGUAGAAUAAAACACUUUUUUUAUCAGUGUUGGUGGUGAAAGUGCAGAAUAUUCUGGAGUUAACAUUAUUAGGGAUGUUUGUACUCACUCCGUGUUGCUUCUCUUUUGUAAGUAGUGUUGUUAUUGAUGGGGGUUUAGGUCAGGAGGUAACACAUUAUGUUGAUAGUCCGCCCUCAAGAACAAGAACAAAAGAAGUGUAUGAACAUUACCUCUGUAUGCUAGGGUUCAAUGCAUAUUUACAGACAUCAGCUCUUUAUACUCUUACUUGUUUGUUAUAUUGACCUGAUUAAAAAUAAUAUAUCCAUAAUAGUAUAAGGAAAUACAUAAUAUAGAUAUAGAGAAAAAUAUUUAGAUAUUUAGAUAAUUCGAAAUAGAGACAAGUAGAUAUAUUCUACAUUAUUGAAACGAUUUAAGAAUACCUGAUAUUCAGGUAAAUUGCAUGUAAACCACUGCAUAGUGUUCAUGAUAAGGUCAAAUGUUGGACUAUCUAUUUCACUCUUUGUAUAACCUCCAUAAAAUUACAAAGUGAUUAACUAAUUUCAAUACCCUCGACAUGUUGUAUUUCACCUAAUGGUGUUUUAUAUUUAUUUAACAUUUUAUACAAAUGUAAAGUAGUCAUUGUCCUCCAUAUUCUGAUAAACACGACUUAUCAACUUCCAUAUAUAGUGAGAAAUAAAAAAUAAUAUAUGUUUUUUCUUCUUAUUGGACGCCAACGCUAUGCAAGCAGUAGGCUAUAGCUGUAACACAUACUGUGUAUUUUGUAUAUUCUAUCCUGCAAAUAUUCAAAUAAAUAAAUGUUGCAUUUUUUAUCUUU
Salvelinus sp. IW2-2015 is the source of this 3967-nucleotide messenger RNA. Its product is annotated as tumor necrosis factor ligand superfamily member 14. The record is from RefSeq and is a predicted model, not a curated record. Gene Ontology annotation, molecular function: tumor necrosis factor receptor binding. Lineage: Eukaryota; Metazoa; Chordata; Actinopteri; Salmoniformes; Salmonidae. Gene Ontology annotation, biological process: immune response. Gene Ontology annotation, cellular component: membrane.